This is a messenger RNA of Haliotis rufescens (red abalone), 1851 nucleotides long. RefSeq lists its product as uncharacterized. Gene Ontology annotation, molecular function: zinc ion binding; nucleic acid binding. The coding region runs from base 121 to 1635 and encodes 504 amino acids. The record is from RefSeq and is a predicted model, not a curated record. The transcript is spliced from 2 exons. NCBI's taxonomy places the organism in Eukaryota, Metazoa, Mollusca, Gastropoda, Lepetellida, Haliotidae.
AAUAGAUGUUUAAAGAACUACACACACGCCUGAUGCGUCAUUACACUUUGUGCAAGUCUACGUAAGGCAUCGUCUGCUCUGCAGUCGUGUGACUUUAGUUAGUCUCCUUACUUCUUCACCAUGGCUUUGACUGCAGCUAUCAACGAAGGACCCAUCCCUGUGGAAUAUGUGGAUCAGGACGUUGUUGCCAGGACUCUGCGUGUCUACCUUACUGCUAAGGUAUCCACUGUUCAGGAGUUUGUAUCCUACCUGAAGUCGUCUGUUCCGGAGUUUGACUUGCAAGAUUGUAGUGGCAUUUGGAAGACCGAGAGGUAUGGGCAAGUAUAUCUUACUAUGAAGAGUGUUGUGUGUGCUCAGGAACUAUUGAAGCUGCAGUGUGUACGUGUUGGAAGUGACAAAAUCUACUUUUACAGCUAUGGCAAGUUUAUGGUGCCCUUGAGAGUCCACUGGCUUCAUGCCACUGUACGGAGCGACUUUUUGAGGAACUAUUUCUCAAAGUUUGGGAAAGUACUGGAUGUGUUGCGUGAGUUUGAGACGAUUGAAGGUGUUGAUAUUUUUUCUGGUGUACGCAUCGUGAAAAUGGAACUGACUGAUGAUGAGAAGGAGCGUAUACCCCACAUAGUGAAAUUCGGGGAGAAGCAGAGCAUGCUCAUCACAGCCCCAGGGAGACUACCCAUUUGCUUUAAAUGCCACACCCAUGGUCAUGUUCGCUCUCAAUGUCCCACCACUACCUUGUCUUCUCGUGUUGUUAAUAGACAGGUGGGUGCCAGUGUUUCAGCUGAUUCGUCUGAUGCCAUGGAUUCUGAGGAUUCGGACAUUGCUGUUUCUGAUGUUGUGAAAGGGGUUGCCAAGAGGAAGAAGUCGGUUGUGAGUAGAGAUGGGAAGAGAGGUAAACCUUCCCCUGUGCCUGACUUGGAGUUGGACGAUGCACCUUCCCAGACGGAAGCUGCUAUGGCUGUCAUGGACAUGCCGGAGGAUCUAGUUACGAAGAAAGGUAAACCUACCACUGUGCCUGAAGAUGUGCUCCCUACUAUUGUUGAUCAGUCUUCCCCGACAGAUGCUGCUAUGGCAGUCAUGGACAUGCCAGACGGACUUCAUGGACCCAGGGAUAGUGAUUCUGAAGCACAGGUACCUCCAUCUCAGGAAGGGACCAUGAGUUGGGCUGACCAGAUGGAAAAAGAGGAUGUAGACAACAGUAGUGUUACAGAUGAUGAUGACCUCCUUAGUGUACCAAGUGUGGACUUCUCGGAUAUGGAGGAAACUGAAGACAAGGAAGUUGUUGUAACAGUACCAGCGAUUCAAAGGGCGUCGAUGGAGAUGAGAGCCAUUGGAGACAGAGCCCCUUCCAAUAUUAAGGAGAAAACAUCAUGGGAAGUUCAUACGAAAGUGAUCAGGACAGACACGGACUCUGACAUAUCUAUCAGUACAUCCAGCUUGAAGGCUGUUGUUAAGGAUCGCCUAAAAGCAGAACCUGGAAAGGAGGCCCUACAUAAGCGUUUGGUUGAGAAGGUUGUCUGUGCCAAGGUGUGGGCUCAUCCCAAUGACUAUGUGAUUCCACAGGAUGUGCCAUACAAAUACUUCAUGGUACCAGUGACACUAGCUAGUUUGCACCGUGCGUCACAGAGUUUAAAGUGAUUCUUGUGAUUUUGAUUCCUCUGUGAAACUCUGUAUUUGACAUGACCUAGGUCAUUAUUUCGCUCCUACAUCUUAGCCUUUCAAAAGUAAUACUAAAGUAUAUUUCUUCUUUAGUUUGCCUCUGUUAUCGCUGCCACUCCACGCCCUUUUGUGAUAUUUUGUUUUUAUAGUGGAGUGGUAUGCCCUUUUGCGCUGUCCGCGACUGUAUUUUCAAUU